Molecule: messenger RNA, 2540 nt
Organism: Hyaena hyaena (striped hyena)
Lineage: Eukaryota; Metazoa; Chordata; Mammalia; Carnivora; Hyaenidae
Gene: SYNPR
Product: synaptoporin
Exons: 6
Coding region: 195-1052 (285 amino acids)
Cellular component (GO): synaptic vesicle membrane; synaptic vesicle
Source: RefSeq, a predicted model, not a curated record
GCUCGGGCUCGCAGCUCCGCGGAGCGCACGGCCGGCGGAGCGGUAGCCAGCCCGCGCCGGGCCCGCUCUCCCCGGCCCCCGCGGCGCCUGCACGCCCCGAGCCUCGCCCCUCCGGUUCGUGGCCCCGAGGACGACGCGGCGGCGUCCCCCGAACUUCAUCUCCCGACUGGGAGAGGACCGCGCGCGGGCGAGCGAUGGACCCCGUGAGUCAGCUGGCCUCUGCGGGCACGUUCCGGGCGCUGAAGGAGCCCCUUGCCUUCCUGCGAGCCCUGGAGCUGCUUUUUGCGAUCUUUGCGUUUGCAACAUGCGGUGGCUAUUCCGGAGGCCUGCGGCUGAGUGUGGACUGUGUCAACAAGACGGAAAGUAACCUCAGCAUUGACAUAGCAUUUGCCUACCCAUUCAGGUUACACCAGGUGACGUUUGAGGUGCCCACCUGCGAAGGGAAGGAGCGGCAGAAGCUGGCACUGACUGGUGACUCCUCAUCUUCCGCUGAGUUCUUCGUCACGGUCGCUGUCUUCGCCUUCCUCUACUCCCUGGCUGCCACCGUCGUUUACAUUUUCUUCCAGAACAAGUACCGAGAGAACAACCGGGGCCCGCUCAUUGACUUCAUCAUCACGGUAGUCUUUUCAUUCUUGUGGUUGGUGGGUUCAUCAGCUUGGGCGAAAGGACUGUCUGAUGUCAAGGUCGCGACGGAUCCUAAGGAAGUAUUGUUGCUGAUGUCAGCUUGCAAACAGCCGUCCAACAAAUGCAUGGCUGUCCACAGCCCUGUAAUGUCCAGCUUAAACACUUCCGUGGUCUUUGGGUUUCUGAACUUUAUCCUCUGGGCUGGAAACAUCUGGUUUGUUUUCAAGGAGACCGGCUGGCAUUCCUCGGGACAGAGAUACCUUUCAGACCCGAUGGAAAAGCACUCGAGCAGCUAUAACCAAGGCGGGUACAACCAAGACAGCUAUGGGUCAAGCGGUGGGUACAGCCAGCAGGCGAGCAUGGGGCCGUCCUCAGAUGAGUUUGGCCAACAGUCCAGUGCCCCCGCCUCUUUUACCAAUCAGAUUUAACCAGUAGUCUCUGCACUCUUCUGGAGGUAGCCUCCCCACCUUCCAUUUUAGUAGCAGAAGAGUUUUUUAAGAGUUUCCAUCAAUUAUUAACGUAGAGGGUGUUGAAUGUAAAUCAGAGAUCUGGAGUCCUCAUUAAGGCAGAAAGGCCUGGGUCGUGAUAAAUGGUACUUAGAGAGGAGAUGACAUGAGGAGAUACAUUAUUCAUCAUAGAUGCCUAAUUGGAGAGUACCUUGUUAUAUACACAGAUACUUGGAUGGUCGCUUUGUAGGUGUGUGGAGAUAAUAAAAGCAUUUAGUGGCUUAAAGUCUCUAGUAUGUAAUAGGCAGAAAAUAAAUUCUAUAGCACUGAGUUUUCCUCUGUGUUUUGAUGCGAAAGACAUUUUAAUGAUUUCUAUAAGACAAUUUGGUGUAUCACACACAUGCAUGUAUUAUUGUGUUUAGUUACAGACACUAGGACUGUGAGUCCCUUAAGUAUUUGUUUCAGACAGUUACUCUGUUUUUUUUUUAUUUGAUGAAUCAAUCAGUGCUCAUAUGAUUUAGUGCAUGAAUAAGCAUUUUCUCACAAAAUGUAUUUAUGAAAAAUUUCCAGUUUGCACCAUGAAUUUGUUAAAUGGACGUUUAAAGAAAUAUGUUCAUUACUUUGUAUACUCGCAAAUCUGUCUCUUUGGCUUUACCUAACUCUGACUGCACCGUAACUAAGGUUUGGGACUUUUUUCCCUGUUAGUCAAUAUUCAGUGUUAUAUAUGGUAACUGCCCAAUAUUUAUUCUAUUUGCUUACCUAAAUAUUUACAUUCUUGUAACUUUCUAUGAUGUUUUUGUGGCUCUUAUCCUGUGUACCAUGAACAAUAGGCCCAAUAACUGUUUGUGUUUAGGGGGUGUUGUUUUCUUAGAAUAAUAAGAUGCAGAUAUCAGACACCGUAGUCAAGAGCUUUUGUGCUGAUGUAUUAAUUUAUACUUGAUCCUAGCCAAAAGGCCGAGAAUUGAUAACUGAUGUAUUAAUUUAUAAAGGAUGCUCUGUAGAACCUAUACUACCAGCCAAACUUUUAAAUCCUAUUUGUGAAGUUAAUAUGUUCCUUGAUCCAAUUAUUAAAAUUUCUCAAGUCACAGCUUAACUUACUAAUUACUAAUUCCAAUUUGAGUGUUACCCAUAAAUUAGAAAUGACUUCCAUGAGCAACUCUGAUCCCAGAGAGGGUUCUCAUGAAAUAUUCCUCAGAAUUUAUUCAUUAUCAAGAAAAUGCCAAUCUUCCUCCUCUGUUUUGACUCACUUGAAACAUCAAGGCCCAACAGUGAGAGCAAACUGUGCAUCCGUAUUUCCAGAUAAAAGUUGUAAUCAAUGUAUGACUUCUGUGUGAUCUGUGAUUUUGGAAGCAUUUUAGCACAAAACAGCUGUGGUUCUUAGAUGAUAUCUGUAACCAGUUUCUGGAUCCUGCGGGAUAAAUACUGUAUUGUGUUAUCUAUUUGAUCUUAAUAAAGUUAUUGCUUACAGUG